UUUCGAAGCAAGCAUUUCAGUUAGUACUGGAAGAAAUUGCAUUACCAGACGCAAUUCGUAGUACUGCUGUGCAACCAGCCAUAAAAUUAGCUGCCACUUUGAACGUUUUGGCCAAGGGCAGCUACCAGCAUGGAGCUGGAAACCAGUUUAAUCUAGGCCUCGCUCAACCAACCGUCAGUCUCAUCAUUAAAGAGUUGAUACCUUUAAUGUAGGAGAAACUUUGCUGCCAGUGGAUAAAAAUGCCAGACAACGACGAAAAAUUACAAAUAAAAGAGCAUUUUUAUACAAAGUUUCGUCUCCCUGGCGUAAUAGGAUGUGUUGAUGGAACGCACAUAGCAAUAAGAACUCCAAGUGCUGAAGAACGCCCACAUUUCUACAACAGGAAGGGUUUUUAUAGUUUAAACACAAUGGUGGUAUGUGAUCACAAAAUGCGAAUUAGGAGCAUAGACCCGAGAUAUCCUGGAUCAUGUCAUGACUCACUCAUUUGGAGAUCAAGUGACAUAAGGUCAUAUUUACAAGCCCAAUAUAAUAACGGAGAGCACAAUACUUGGUUAUUAGGAGAUGCCGGUUACCCAUUAGAGCCGUUUUUGAUAACUCCAUAUAGAAGCGCAGGAGAAGGUACACACCAAAGUACAUUCAAUAAGUGCCAUUCAAGGGCUCGAAACGUUGUUGAGAGAACUAUUGGUGUGAUGAAAAAUCGUUUCCGUUGCCUUUUGAGCUCUCAGCGAUUAAUGUACGAUUUUAAUAAGGCGAAAUCGAUUAUAAAUAUAUGUGCAGCUUUGCACAAUAUUUGUAUACAUUUAGGAGAAGUUGCACAGGAGACGACCAUAAAUGAAGAUAGUGAAGAAACAAGUAUAGACACGACGUCCUGCCACCUGAGGAUUUAACAGCUGCAAACAUUAGAAAUUCACUGAUGAACACUCUGAUUAAUUAAAACCUAUUUAUGUUUUGCAAUUCAGUCUUUUGUUUAUUCAUAAAGUGUAAAAUAAAAGUGUUAAUUCAAAAUUACUCUUAA
Messenger RNA from Rhagoletis zephyria (snowberry fruit fly), 1015 nucleotides. Its product is annotated as putative nuclease HARBI1. Lineage: Eukaryota; Metazoa; Arthropoda; Insecta; Diptera; Tephritidae. The record is from RefSeq and is a predicted model, not a curated record.